AUGUUUAAAAUAAAUCUUUGCUUAUUUUUGUUUUCGAUUAUAUUUUGGGUAAAAUUAAAUGCUCAAGAAGAAUGGCGAAAUCAAUGGCAACCUAAUAAAGUAACUUUAAAUGAACAAAGGAAGCAUAUUGAUGUUGAUACAAGGUGGUUAGAUAGAGAAUAUAAAGAAAAGACUGGUCAAACAGUUCAAAAGGUUGGCUUAGAUGCUAGCAAUAAAGAAAGAGCUAUAGUAGAUUUAAUUACUGAACAAAAACAAUUAAGUGCUUCAGCACAUGGAAAUGUAGCUAUAGCAGAAUCGAGUGUUCCUGGACAGAGAGCACAAGUCCAAAAAUUUGGAGAUAAAGGAGGGCUUGCUCAAGGAUAUUCAACGGAGAAGGAGAUUCAAGUAAUUAAUUUUAGUGGGCAACUUCGAGUUAAAGAAGACGGAGAAGGCAAACAUGCAUUAUUAAAAGCUGAUGGUCAAUACGAGUUGGAUACUUUAUCGAAAGGAGGAAAAGAUGAUAAAGAUGGGGAAAAAGAAUUUCAAGCUCGUAAUGAUCGCUUCGAUUUUCGAUUAACGCCGGCUGAACAAAAUGAGAAGCAGGGGCAUGGAUUGCUUUCUUUUGGGGAUAAUGAAAAAGGCAAAAAAGGCUCAUAUGAAUAUGCAAUAGUGCACAAAGACAAAAAUCAUGUCGAAGCCCAACUUAGUUCCAAAGAUGCCUAUUCUAAUAGAAAUGAUUUAUUGGGCUCUUUAUUUGGAAGAAGAUCCGAAAAAUAUUUUUGUACAGCGGAGACCCCCGGAGUUUCUCAAUGUUAUGAUGCACAAGGGAGAAGUGCUGGUAAAGUUGUUGCUGAUAAAAAUGGAAAUGCUGUUGUUUAUAAUGAAAAAGAUGUUCCUAUAGGGACUGGAUCCGUAAGGAAGGUUUCUGAAAGAAAUUAUGAGGCAGUAAUCAGCAAAAAUUUAUUUAUUACACGAUUAAAAGAUGCACGUAGAGGGCCUUGUUGUAGAGAAUUUACUGGCCAUGAUUGUGUUGAACAGAUAAAAUUAGCUAAUCCACAAUUUAGUCAUCCACAAGAGAGAGAUGAAAAUGGCAACUUACAUUUAACUUGGCCAGAAUGUUUUGAUAUGUCUAUUGAUGUUACACUUCCGCCUAAUGUACAUAUUAACCGUUUGGCAAUGAAAUUAGAUGUACAUAUACAACCUAUAGGGAAACUUAGAUGUAUGGAUGUAGCAACAUGCGGCAGAGAAUGUUAUUAUUGUGAUUGGUGUAGAGGAAGCAGAAAAUUAAAAUUAUUGGAGAGAACUGACGGAAAUUUGUGUAGAGCAACAGAAGAGAGGACUUAUCGUUUAACAACAAAAUUGUGCCCUCCCCCAGAAGAUCCAAACUUUACUUUAUGUACAACAUUCACUAAAAGUGUUUGGCAAAAAGAUUAUUGGCAAAAGGAGGGAGCUUUGGAUAUCUGGAUGAAAUUUUAUGAAAGGGCUGAAAAUAGGGCUGAAUUGGAACAUGAAUUUUUCUCUCAAUUGGAUAAUCCUCUUUUGGGGAAAGCUUUUAAAUUGGCGAUUAUUGGGGAGUGGUUAGCUGCUAAUAGUUUGGAUCAAGGCAGCUACACACCUACAAACUCUGAAUUACUCGAAUUUUGGGUAUCGAGGCGUGCACCCGACAGACUUUUGGCCUGCGAUCAUGCUGUUAUAGAUUAUGAAUUGGAAGGUUCUAAAGUAAAAACUAACGUUCUUUUUGAAGCUGCUACAACUGCUGGGAAUUUACCGAAUAUAUUCAAAGACAAAAAGUGCCAACAAUUUGAGAAUUUACAAGAAGAACGUUUUCAACAAGGAGUACGCGAGUAUAAACAGAAAAGUGGGGGUGAUACUGGCAAUAUAUUAAGUGGAAUUGGAAAUUUAUUUAGAGGAAAAUGA
Molecule: messenger RNA, 1896 nt
Organism: Meloidogyne enterolobii
Lineage: Eukaryota; Metazoa; Nematoda; Chromadorea; Rhabditida; Meloidogynidae
Source: the annotation of a GenBank genome assembly